AUGGACGCGGUCACCUGUCCCCCCACCAUGCAGUACGGGACCUGUGUGUCGUCCUGCCAGCGCCGCUGCUCCGCCCUCUCCAUCCCGCAGCACUGUGGGGAGGAGUGUGAGGAGGGCUGCGUCUGCCCCCAGGAAACCUUCCACAACCAUCGAACACACACCUGUGUGCACAGGAGCGAGUGUCCCUGCAGUUUCCUUGGAGCAGAUUACGAGCCGGGUGAUGUGAUCAUGACAUCAGCAGGUGUUCAACUCUGCCUGAAUGGCAAACUGGUGUCCCAAACAACAAACAGUGACAUGUUGUGUCCAGCUGGUCAGCUCUACCAGAACUGCUCGGAGGGGGGGGACGGCCUCCUGACGGGAAGGGGCGUGGCCUGCGAGCGCACCUGCGAAUCCUACCUGCUCAACCUAACCUGCUCCACACACGAGCCCUGUGUGGCCGGGUGUACCUGCCCCCAUGGCUUGCUGAAACUCGGAGAUGAGUGCUUUGAACCUGCAUCCUGCCCUUGCCUGUGGAAAGGAAAGGAGUAUUACCCCGGUGACAAAGUGUCCUCCCCUUGCCAUCAGUGUGUUUGCCAGCACGGGACGUUCCAGUGUGUGUUUCAUCCGUGUCCAUCCAUGUGCAUGGCCUACGGUGACCGCCACUACAGGACGUUUGACGGACUGCUGUUUGACUACGUUGGUGCAUGCAAGGUCUAUCUUGUAAAGAGCAGUGCUGAUGUGAUGCUCAGUGUGACAGCCGAGAACGUCGACUGCUUCGACAGCGGAGUCAUCUGCAGGAAGUCUCUGCUGAUCAACAUCGGCAGAUCUGUCGUAGUAUUCGAUGAUGACUCUGGAAAGCCAAAUCCAUCUAGUGUGAUUGACAGGAAGCAGAGGAUGUUCAUCUGGCCAGCCGGGUACUUCACUGUGGUUCAUUUCCCAGAGGAAGAAGUCACCGUCCUCUGGGACCGAAAGACCAGCAUCCACAUCCAAGUCGGACCUCGCUGGCAGGGAAAGCUGAGUGGGCUGUGUGGGAACUUUGACAUGAAGACAGCGAACGAAAUGCGGACACCCGACAACAUCGACUCCUCGACUUCACAGGAGUUUGGAAACAGCUGGACUGCAGCAGAGUGUGUAAACAGUCCAGAUAUCAGACACCCCUGCAGCCUCAGUCCGCUCAGAGAGCCCUUUGCAAAGCGGCAGUGUGGCGUCCUGCUCAGUGAGGUCUUCAUGGCCUGCCACCCGGUGGUGGAUGUAACCUGGUUCUACAUGAACUGCCUGGCUGACACGUGUGCCUGCAGUCGUGGAGGAGACUGCGAAUGUUUCUGCACCAGCGUGGCAGCGUACGCCCAGCGCUGCUGCCACCAGGGCGUCCCUGUCGACUGGCGCUCACCGUCUCUUUGCCCGUAUGAUUGUGAAUUCUACAACAAAGUUCUGGGUAAAGGGCCCUACAGGCUGAUCACCUUCAGGGACAGGACCACGCUGCUGGCAGCCAGCAGGACCAGCGGCUCUCUGUUCCUGCAGAAGGGCAGCCUCAGCACCUUCACCCCCACCCCUGGAGUCCUCUCACAGUUCAUGAUGACGCCGGGCCUCAGCAGAGCCCGACCACAUGACACAUCUCGGGUUUCCUUUGAGGCAUCAGACCGACCCAACUACUUCCUGUACGCGAGCCCUAGCGGCCAGGUGAAGCUGGCCAAGUGGGAGGACAGCGAAGCAUUCUGGGACGGAGCCACCUUCGUGCUCCACAGGAACACCUGGAUCCCCGGCUACGACUCGCUGGAGUCCCACGCUAAACCCGGCUUCUUCCUGCAUGCCACUCCUGCCCGCCUCCACCUGCUCAAGUACAGACACAUCGACAGCUUCCGCAAGGCCACGCUGUUCAGACUCACAGGCCCCAGCCCGGAUGCCCCCCCUGGUCCUCGGUGUCAGUGGAGGUAUGAUUCCUGCGUCAUCCCCUGCUUCAAGACCUGCAGUGACCCGUCAGCUGAAGCCUGCGCCAGCAUCCCACAAGUGGAAGGCUGCCUUCCUGUCUGCCCCCCACACAUGGUAUUGGAUGAGAUCACCCGUCGGUGUGUCUAUGUUGAAGACUGCAUUAAGGUUCCAGUUACUGUGCAGCCUGUAACGCCAUCCACUGCUCCACUGACCUCCGCAGCUGUUCCUUCUGAAACCACCAGAGGCAUUGCUCCCUCCACCACCCACCUCCAGACCACCACCAUCCACCUCCAGUCCACCACCAUCGCCACUACAUCCUCUACCCCUCAACACACUGGUCCUACCACUAAAAUGACCACAACUAGUCCUGUUGAUGGCACACAGACGAUCUUGUCACAGGCACCACCCGCCCCUGGCGAGCCCAUCCUUCCUGUAGCUGUCUCAACUUCGGCAGCUGCUGAACUUGCUAUAACAGCAGGACCUCCAACGCCCCCAACUGUCAGGCCAGAUGUGGAGGAGCCACUGUCUACUGUUAAAGUGACUGAAGCCUCGUCCACCACUGUAGCAGGUACAACAGCAUGGACAACUGGAGCUGUGAGGUCCACUACCAGCCCCUUCAGCCCCAGUACGUCCAAAACGAGCAGCGCUCCUUUUGCCAUCACGGCUCUCUUCUGGGUCACCUCCACUACCAAGCCCUCCGACCUCCCGAAGACACUCUUCACAACCACUGCCACAACCCUGCAACCACCUACCCCUGCAGCACAGAUCACAAGCUCCAUUGUACAGCCAACCACCAUAAGUAACCCUCCUCCCAUUGCCUUGCAACCAACCAAAGCAACCACGGAGGCUACAACACAUUCAGCAGCAGUUGCUCCGAUAUUAACCGCGUCUAGUCCAAGGCCCGCAGUAGUGUCAGAGAUGUCUACAGUAACAGACAGGACUACUGUACCCAGUACUACUACCACUGCAUACACAGAAACUAGCACAAAGACUGUAACAGUGGAACGACUACCCUCAACAACAACUAGACCCAUCGCUCCUGGUUUACCAAGCACAGCCUCCACAACCUACUCCCCUCUGCCAACCUGGCAUUCUGUCGAAACAGGAACUGUAUCGUUGCCAAAAGUCACUUCAACCAGAACCACAGAAUCAGUCACACCAGUUGCACCUUUCGCCACUAGUAAAACAACACUGUACGAAAGUCCAGAGACAACAUCAGCAACUUCUAUCACAGAGAAGAUUCCGUCCAGCACUCCUGCUGAACUCAAAACCUCUACAACAAUUGUUCCUGAGUUACCAAUGUCAACCCCUAUCCAGGUUGUUCAGACCACAUCUGCACCAUCUGCUCCUACCUCAAACUGGGGAACAUCGACAAAGCAAGUGUCCACACUUGAAUCUACUGUGAGUGAAAUACCUUUAGCUACGACAACAGUUUCUGCCCCUCCCCCUUUGAAGAUUACCACAACUUCUCCAGUGCCCACCACCAAAACCUAUGCUGAGAGAACCUCCUGGUCUACUGCUGUCCCAACAGAAGAAACAACUAAGACCACAACUUCAAGCCCCCCAGAUGUUCCAGAAGCAACCACAGUGUCCAGAGGUCCUACUGCCACAAUAAAAUCAACUAUACCGCCGGUGUCUCCUACACAAACCACUGCUGUACCACUUUUGCCAACCACUGAGAGCUCCUCCUCUCCUGCGUCUACCAUGCGGACCUCUGAGCCGUGGGUCCCACCCCAAUGGGAGACCUUCUCCACCCCAUUCUACAGCCCUACAGUGAAGUCAACGCCAGUGGUCACUACUUUCAUUCAUGAAGUUACUUCUACGAAAACUACUUCAGUGCCUCAGAUUCCUGUGACAUCAAAUCAGGUUGAAACCUCUGUAACAUCAGCUGCUGCCCUAGCCCCGACCACCAAAACUACAACGUCGCCUGAAAUCUCAACUUCAGAAAUUGCAGCCACUACAACGAGGAAACUGGCCACACCCUCACAUUCACCUGCACCUGGUAGUCCUGAGACACUUCUCACCACCAUCUCUACAAGAGCUCCACCAGGUAUUGUGACCACGACGCUCAGACCUGUAAUUGUGCAACCUAUUACAGAGACGACACUUACAGUGACUGGCAGGGUGGAAGUGUCAACAAGAUCUACAACGACACCACCUCCAUCUUGGUCUCCCCUGCACACAAGGACUACUUCUGCCGCAGUUCCAAGGCCAACCACUUUCCAGGAGAAAGUCACCACCCGAUUGGUGUCAACUGCUAAAGCUACACCAGCUACAACAACUACCACCAUUGCAAAGACGACCACUUUAAGAACAACACCUCGAGUUACACCCAGAAUCACGUCGAUUGAGAGGUCAACCACCAGGCCAGCCACAGCAAGGGUCACAAUAACAACAAGUGUACCAGAAGUACCUUCCAUAUGGACCACUCUUGGCCCAUCAACUGUCAAACCAAGCCCUGGCGCAAUGACCACGCCAAGAGAACCAUUUAUAACUGUUCCAACAACUGCAGAGUCCGUGGCCCCAACGAGCAAGACAGAACUUGCUGAAACAACCCCAGCAGUUCCCAUCUUGCCCACCUUACCCGUUCCAGCCCCUUCUCCUACUCUGACAGCGGUCACCUCUACAGCCGCUCCAACGACCACUAACCAAGAGACAACCAGCUCUGAGAAAACCAUGACAACCAAAGAGAAGGAAGUUUCAGCAUCCACAUCCAAAUCGGUGACGCCUCCACAUGAUACACACCUGAUCUUCACCCAGACACCCGGUAUUCACACACCAUCAACUUCUUCACAUCCAGAAGCAACCUCGGUCCAAGCUACUGAGCAGGACAAAGUCAAUCGUACAAGUCCAGGUGCAACCACGCCUUCUGCACUGACUUUACCUCACACGACGAUGGAAACAACCAGACACACAGUAGAGUCGACAACGUCUUUGGCUGUAUCACCAACAAGGAGUUGUAUUCCUCCGUAUGCAGAGAUAGUGGAUGAAUGCACAAAGUACAUCUGCGUUAACAACCAGCUUGUCCUGUUCAACAAAUCGCAAAGCUGCCCCUUCACCUCUGAACCUCCGAACUGUGGACUGCUUGGCUUUGCCAUACUGGUCAAUGGAGACAAAUGCUGCCCAAAGUGGGACUGUCCAUGUCGCUGCUCGAUGUUUCCAGAUCUGAAUGUUAUCACAUUUGAUGGGAACAGCGUUGCCAUCUACAAGGCUGCCUCAUACAUAGUGACCCAGUUGCCCAAUGAGACCGUCAGCAUACUGGUUCAGGAGUGCCCUGUUGAUUCAGAGUCAAACCUUCUUUGGAAUUUCACCAACCUCUGUUUGGUGGCACUCAACAUCACGCACAAAUCCAACCACAUCAUAAUCAACAGGUUGCAGAGGAGGCUCUACGUCAACUCUCGCUACGCCAAGCCUCGAUUCAAAAAGUUUGGCUUUGAGAUAUACGACACAGGGAACAUGUACCUGAUCCGCAGCCCAUCUGGUCUCAAGCUGCAGUGGUACCACAGCACGGGCAUGAUGGUGAUCGACACAGACAGCUCCAGCAACAAGCUUCAAACGAUGGGCCUCUGUGGUUUCUGUGAUGGAGACCCAACAAAUGACCUGAUGAUGGCCAACGGCACCACUGUGGGCGCAAGCGAGGAUCCGGCUAUUUUCAUCGAUAGUUGGCAGGUUCCCAACACCACCAGCUACAUCAGCCGCAGCCGCAGCCGCGAGCUCAACUGCUCCACCAGCAACUGCUCCGGCUGCAUGCACAUGCUGCAGAGCGACGCCUUCUCCCCAUGCCACGCCUUCGUCCCUCCAAGCACAUUUUGUGAGGUUUGGGUACGAGAUGCAGAGUACGUCAACAACCAGUGUGUUGCACUGGCUGCCUACGUGGCUUCUUGCCACAAAUUCAACAUCUGCAUUGAAUGGAGGACUCCAGAUUACUGCCCAUUUAUGUGUCCCGACAUUCUGCGGUAUCAGGCCUGUCUGCCGGCCUGCACCUCUCAGUCCUGCCCCAACCAUGACUUUGACGCGGACCCGGAUCAGUGUUCAGGCCUGACUGAAGGCUGCGUGUGCCCCGUGGGAACGCUCCUCCACCGGCCGUACUCUGCCAUCUGCAUCUCACAUGAGAAGUGUGCCUGCACUGACAGUUCUGGAUUUCCUCGUGCAAACGGUGAGGUGUGGAAAGCCUCCAAAGAUGCAUGCUGCAUGUAUCGCUGCGACAACGACACCAUCGUUCCCGUGGAGUACAACUGCUCCAACAUGCUGUCCCUGGUGUGCCGUCGGGCAGGGGAGGUGAUCAUCAGCCUGGCCGACGAAACCAGUUGCUGCCCGCAGAAAGUCUGUGUGUGUAACCAGAGCUUGUGUGACCUGCUCCCUCCUGAGUGUAAAUACGGAGAGAAGGUGGUGUCGUACUACAGACAGGACUCCUGCUGUCCGGACUUCAUCUGUGAGUGUGAUCCUGAACUCUGUGAGUCGGAGGUUCCCUCGUGCAGAGAGGACCAGACGCUGAUCGCCACCAGAGCCGACGGCAGCUGCUGCCUUGCUUACAUCUGCAUAUGUUCUUCCUGCUCGGAGAUGCCUCCUCUCUGCCAUGACGGCGAGGUGCUGACAGUGGACGCUAACGCCACGGACCGAUGCUGCCCCGCCUACCAAUGUGUGUGUGAGCCCCACAGGUGCCCUCAGCUCAGUUGUCCUGUUGGGAUGUCGGUGGUGUCUGUGUCCAGUCCGAGUCGCUGCUGUCCUAACCAAACAUGCGAGUGCUCCUGCGAUAAGAUGACCUCGCCAAAAUGUGGCCUGGGAGAGGCCGCCCAACUGGACCGGGCCUUCCUAUCUGACCCACAGAACCGGUGCGCCUGCAAAAGAUACAAGUGUGUGCGAGAGGCGGUGUGUGUGUUUGGGGAGCGUGGCGUCCUAAGACCGGGUCAGACUCUGGUGGAUCACCAGGACGACGGCCUGUGUCACAGCAGGACAUGCAGCCGGAGCCUGGACCCGGCGAGCGGCUUCCAUCUGCUGCGCUCCAGCAGCCUCAACUGCACUGCCCACUGCCAGCCAAAUCAGAUCUACGUUCCUCCAAAGGACCAGACGACGUGCUGCGGUGUUUGUAAGAAUAUUUCCUGCAUCUACGCACACGAGAACGGCACAACAGUUCUCUAUAAGCCAGGGAAGUCCUGGGUAUCAAACUGCAUGAAGUUCGACUGCACAGAUACUCUGUCUGGACCCACGCUGAUCUCCUAUUCCUUCAGCUGCCCACCUUUCAACGAAACAGAGUGUAUGAAGAUCGGUGGAACGGUCAUAAGUUACAUGGACGGAUGCUGCAAAACAUGUGAGUAUCUGAUCUGA
Molecule: messenger RNA, 7233 nt
Organism: Notothenia coriiceps (black rockcod)
Lineage: Eukaryota; Metazoa; Chordata; Actinopteri; Perciformes; Nototheniidae
Gene: otog
Product: otogelin
Exons: 36
Coding region: 1-7233 (2410 amino acids)
Biological process (GO): L-arabinose metabolic process
Cellular component (GO): extracellular matrix
Molecular function (GO): alpha-L-arabinofuranosidase activity
Source: RefSeq, a predicted model, not a curated record